GCCAGCCUGGAGGACUCGCUGGCCCACAACGUGAUCCACGGACUGACCAACGGAUGCUUCGAGCGCGCCGCGGUGGCAGAGCGCCUUCCCUCCGGUGACAUCGUGGACGUGGUGAUGGGCGUCAACCUGAAGCAGUGCGAGCACCGCUGCAGCAACACCCGACCGCCGUGCGGCGCCUUCAGCUUCGGCGUGCACAGUGGCGGCAACACGACGUGCGAGCUGGGGCGGACGUCCUCGGCGCGCAUCAACCAGGACCCCGACUUCGACCUGUACGUCCGCCGGCCCGAGUGCGACGGCGAGCCCCCGGAGGCGCCGUCGCUGCAGCGGCCCCACCGACUCAGGCCGCCGCAGCCGCCGCAGCCGGCGGCGUCCUGGGCAGACCUCCGCGCGCAGGCGAGCCUCCAGGAGGCGGUGGAGACGUCGCCGCCUCCAGGGAGUGACGCGUGA
Thrips palmi is the source of this 447-nucleotide messenger RNA. RefSeq lists its product as uncharacterized. NCBI's taxonomy places the organism in Eukaryota, Metazoa, Arthropoda, Insecta, Thysanoptera, Thripidae. The record is from RefSeq and is a predicted model, not a curated record. Bases 115 to 447 code for a protein of 110 amino acids. The transcript is spliced from 4 exons.